CCGUGACCACUCUGCAGUGACGCCGUUGCAAUCAAAGACAUAAGUUGUGUGUAGGGUUGUCAAUGCUGACAUUGGCUCGGCUUGUCUUCGUAUCAUUGCCAACUCCGAGAGAGACGUUGGCGACAGUCAUCGUUGAUUUUGAGCGGUACGCGGACUUUUGCUUUGGUGGUCUGGGGAAUGCCGUGAAGGCAUCAGACAUUUGGACAUAUACUUUUAUAGUGUGCAAUGUGUCGUGUAGACCUUUCCUUGUACUUCAUGAACUCCUUUCAAAUUGCAGUACAGUUUCUUUUGCUAACUAAAUUCAG
Messenger RNA from Plasmopara halstedii, 305 nucleotides. RefSeq lists its product as uncharacterized. The transcript has a single exon. The coding region runs from base 63 to 299 and encodes 78 amino acids. Lineage: Eukaryota; Oomycota; Peronosporomycetes; Peronosporales; Peronosporaceae. The record is from RefSeq and is a predicted model, not a curated record.